Messenger RNA from Ctenocephalides felis (cat flea), 10151 nucleotides. Its product is annotated as vacuolar protein sorting-associated protein 13-like. Gene Ontology annotation, cellular component: extrinsic component of membrane. The transcript has 61 exons. The record is from RefSeq and is a predicted model, not a curated record. Lineage: Eukaryota; Metazoa; Arthropoda; Insecta; Siphonaptera; Pulicidae. Gene Ontology annotation, biological process: protein targeting to vacuole; protein retention in Golgi apparatus. Bases 156 to 10151 code for a protein of 3331 amino acids.
UAUUAUUUUUGUUGAUCAUUGAUUUAACGAACGAUGAACAUUCCACACGAAUUUAUAUAACUUGUGAAUAAUGAUUAAAUUAAACUAAUUGAAAUGUCAUCGUAAAACUAUCAUGUUAAGAUUAUAAGUUAACUAAAAAUUAAAAAAUAACUAAAAUGGUUUUCGAGUCGGUUGUUGUAGAUUUAUUGAAUCGGUUUUUAGGUGAUUAUGUGGAAAAUUUGGACAGGUCUCAGCUACAAAUAGGAAUAUGGGGAGGUGAUGUUGUAUUAAACAACCUUAUUCUAAAGCAAACAGCUCUGAACGAUCUUGAUUUACCAGUACAAACUGUUUACGGUCACCUUGGAAAAUUAAUACUGAAAAUACCAUGGAAAAAUCUAUAUGGUGCUCCUGUUAUUGCAUGCGUAGAGAGAUUAUAUUUACUCGCUGUGCCAAAUCAAGAGGUUGAAUACAAUCCUGAUAAGGAAGAUGCAAAAUUACUGGACGAAAAACGUCGGGAACUGCUUCGAGUUGAAGCAGCCAAAAAGAAAGAAGCUGAAAAGGAUCUACCAAAGCCUGAUGAUUCCUUUGUUGAAAAACUUGCUACACAGAUUAUAAAAAAUGUUCAGCUGAAGAUACGAGAUGUUCAUAUUCGAUAUGAGGAUGCAGUCACAAAUCCAGGUCACCCAUUUUCACUUGGGGUAACUUUGAGUAAUCUAGCUCUGGAGACCACCGAUGAUAAAUGGAAAACUGGUGUGGUGAUAAGCGAUGCCUUGACUAAAAUAUUCAAAAUAGUAGAGUUGGAAGGCUUAGCAAUAUAUUGGAAUCCAAACACUGAACAAAUCUCUGGAUUGUCACCGCAAGUUCUACUUGAAAAAUUUACUUCAGGAAUAGUGUCUAGGGAUAAUAAACCUGUUGGGUAUAGCUAUUUGCUUGGUCCAAUAAAUUCAACUGCACGACUACGAUUGAAUCCGAAACCAGACCAAGAUCAACCAGCUUUUGAAACUCCUAAAAUAAUUUUAAAUCUUGAUAUGGAAAGUUUAUCUAUACAGCUUGAUAAAACACAAUAUCAGGAUGCAAUUAUGCUUGCUGAAUCUAUGGACAGAAUGAAUAAAGGCAAGCCAUAUAGAAAGUAUAGACCAUUUUUGAAGCAGUACAGAGGUCACUAUGCAAAGUGGUGGAAAUUUGCUUAUGAGUGCAUUUUAAACGAAGAAGUGAGACGUAAAAGAAAUAAUUGGUGUUGGGAUCAUAUGACAAAACACAGACAAAGGUGCAAGGAUUAUGCUAAUGCCUAUCAAGAAAAAUUGCGCAACAAAAAAUGUCCACAAGAUGUUCAAGGCAUUAUUGACUCUUGUGAACGUCAUCUGGAUUUGAGGAAUCUUGUUAUCAUUAGACAAAAGAUUGAAGUUGAGGUAGAAAGAUUAGAAAAAGUAAGUAAUAAGAUACCAAAGUCUAAUAAAUCAUGGUUAUCUUCCUGGUGGGGCGGUGGAGCUACAGAUGAAGAUAAAGAAAUAAAAGAUACAGUUGAUAUAAUGAAAAGAUUUGAGGAUGCUAUGACUCCAGAAGAAAAGAAAAAGCUAUUCCGCGCAAUUGAUUAUCAAGAAAAUUCUGCGCCGACUGAAUAUCCGAAAACUUUUGUUGAAACGACUGUAACAUUUGUUUUGAGAAAACUCGAUAUCAAGGUACGAGAUGAUAAUGGACUAUGCGUGCUAAGUACAGAGCUAAAUCGAGUUGAAUGUUCAUUAGAUCAAAGACCUGCUGCCUCUGCGAUGAAGGUCAAGUUGUGCAUGAAAGAGUUCUCUAUACAUGGUUUGGAGCAAGGUGACUAUAAGCCGCAACUUGUUACUUCAAAGCAAACAGAUGACUCAAUACAUUUGCUUGAUGUUCUGUUUGAAACAAAUCCAUUGGAUGAAUCUUGUGAUCAACGGUUGCAUUUAGUGUCUAGACCUUUGCAGAUUCUCUAUGAUGGAAAGACUAUAGAGAGAGUUAUAAAUGUGUUUACUGUACCUGAAGAAAGUUCUGAAAUUGCAAACCAAUUUCAAAUGGCUGCCAGUACUCGGUUGGCUAAUAUGAAAGAAAUGUCAGCAACUGGACUACAAUAUGCUAUUCAAAAACAAGCAUAUACUGAAAUUAAAAUUGAUAUUAUUGCACCAUAUGUUCUGGUUCCAUACAAAGGAGUUUUCUCUGGUAAAGAAUCUAUGUUAAUUAUGGAUUUGGGUCGAUUACAAGUAAAUACUAAACCUCGCGGUAGUCAUAAUAUUCAAGAGAUGCAUUCAAAGGGUCUUGGAGAAGAAGAUAUUAUGCAAAGAAUGUUUGAACAGAGUUAUGAUGUUUUUAUGAUGCAAAUUACUGACAUGCAGGCUCUUUUUGCUUUAGAAUCCGAGGAUUGGUAUUCAGCUUUAAUGGGUAAUGAUGUAACUGCAUUGCAUUUAUUGCAGCCGACAAGUUUAACAGUAGCAAUACAUAAAUGUUUGAUACAAGAUGAUCCCAGAUUGCCUAAAAUAAGAGUUCUUGGCCAACUAACCUCAGUGAUAUUGAAUAUGAGUGAUAUUCGAUUAAUUGAAAUGCUGUCUCUUGUAAAAAGUUUACCUAUUAUGCAGGAGGCUGAAAUGGCUCCACCGCUAGCUGAAUCUCAACAUAGAGCGUCCAGUUUGUCACUAUUAAAAUAUUUUGCUAUUGCUGAUAAACCGGAAAAUAAGAAAAAGCAGAGUAGUGAUAAAAUGAUUGAUCAACUUGUUCAAAUGACGGACCUUACAGUUGAUUUUGAACUCAAAGAACUUGUAAUUACUAUGUAUAAUAAAUUGAAACCUGUCGUAAGCAAAACAGAAUUAAUAACACCUAAAACAAAAAUUGAUCCAUCGAAAUAUGCUGAUAAACUUUUGGCUUUCCAUGUUAUUGCAUUAGAAUUUAAUUUAAUACAACAUCCUUAUGAUAUGGACGUUGAACUGAAAUUGGGAGGUGUGGCCUUAAAUCAUUUCAAAACUUCUGGAAUUUUAAAUGUAAUUAGUACACCAAUGACUACUGGCAAAAAUGAAUAUUUGUUUACUGUGAAAUAUACUAAAGUGGAUAGAAAAUCGCCCGUUUUCCAAACAAAGCACAAGUGUGUAGAACAACUUGUAGAUUUGCAUUUUACCAGUUUGAAACUUCUGCUCCAUCAGCAAGGCAUUGCUGAAAUAUUAAAGGUUGCUAAUGACAUGCAGAACAGAAUGGAAGAAAUAUCUGUAGAGGCCAAAACUGAUAGAUUUGCUUCUAUUGGCACAAUGCGCGAACCAUUAUCAACAAUACUAGAAGAUUCUACUGUAUUUGCUUCAAAACCUCAACAUCAACAUAGAGGUGGACGCAAACCAGUGGACAAGAUUUUACUCAAAGUAAAUGCUGCCCUGGACGAAGUAUGUGUUGAACUUUGUAAUGAUGAACACGAUUUAGCAAGACUAUCUGUUAACAGUUUAGCAUUGGGUGUAGUCUCUAAGCAAUCCUAUAUACAAGUUUCACUAAAACUCGGUGAUGUUGCAGUACUGGACAGAGACAAAGACUCUAGACACAACAAGAUAUUAUCAGUAGAAAAUUCCGAUGCAUUGACUUGCAACUUAAUAGUAUAUAACCUCGAACAAACUUCUGAGUAUAACCAGAACGAUAUGUCUGUGGAACUUAACACAGGCUGCUUAAAAGUUGUUUUCCUGAACCGCUUUGUUACUUCUGUUUUGAAUUUCUUGAACGAAUUUCAAGCAGCUCAACAGGCUAUCAUCGAUUCAGCUCAUGAAGCAGCACAAGAAUUGAAACAGAAUAUGAAAAACGUGCAGGCUAAGGCUACGCGUAUUGAGUUAAAAAUUAAAUUAAAGGCGCCUAUUAUAGUUGUGCCUGUAAAUUCAAGAAGUUCAGAUGCAUUGAUAAUUGAUCUUGGUUUGAUUUCAAUAACCAACAGAUUUAUAUGUUUGGAUAUUAAGAAUGAAGAAUGUUCAUCACCAUCAUCAGCUGUAGUUGAUGAAAUGAAACUUCAAUUAGAUAACUUGCAACUUUGUCGUGUUAAUUUGGAUGUAACUUCUUCAAAACCUUUAGAUUAUCAUCAAUCAAUGCAUGAUGAUAAUAAAAUAUUAAAACCAACAAGUUUUGUUUUGGUCAUAAGACGUAAUUUAUCUGCAAACUGGUACAACUGCAUUCCUGAUCUGGAUAUGUCUGGCAGAAUCAAAAGCAUUGAGUUGUAUAUGCGUCAAGAUGAUUUGAAAAUGCUGAUGCAGAUUUUAGCACAAAAUUUAACUGAAGGACAAAAUGGAGAAAAGAAGAAAGUUUCUGCAAGGCAUAAAUCUAAUGCAGAUGAAAUUUUCAAUGAAUCUGACUGGAAAGACCCAACCAGAAAAUCAGUAAGAUACCAGUCACAUCAACCAUCAAUUAGUGCUAGCCAUACAGAUGUAAUGCACAGUCGUGGAACAGACACUUUAAAUAAAUCAUCAGAUCAGCCGGAUUUGAAUUUAUCAAUUGGAGAAUUACAGAGUACACAAAUGUUGAAAGUAAACACAUUUGUCAGAUUUGCUUUUUCUAUGGAUACAUUGAUAAUAGAUUUAUUAACUUGCAAAGAGAAAAAAGGACAGGCAUCAGAGCAUAAAGGAUUAGCUCGAUUUAGUUUACAAAUAUUAUCUUUGAAAGGUCAUUUAUUCUCAGAUGGUUCUCUUACCACAUCUAUAUUGCUUGUUGAUUGUUUGUUAGAUGACACCAGGCCUGGUCGGGAUAACAAAUUAAAACGUUACAUUGAGAGGAGAACAGAUAAUGAAACGACAGUUGAUACAAAUCAGGAUAAUUCAACAAGAAGUAUGAUUGAUAUUACAUACAGAACUAAAGGGGAUGAUACUUUUGCUGAUGUUCGUGUAUUCAGUUUCAACUUAAUUUUGAGUGUGGACUACUUAUUGACUGUAGCAGAUUUCUUUACAAGUUCUAUGAAACCAGAGGAAACUGAAGGACAGUCUGAUCAAAUUCAAGCACCAAAUGUGCAAAGUGCUAGUACAUCAACAACUAUGAUAAAAAUGAACAAGCCCUCAACAAGUAAAGUUUUAACUGAAGUAAAUAAAAAGCCAGAAAUUAAAUCAAUGAUGACAUUAAAUGUCCGAGUUGAGAAACCAGAUAUAAUUUUAGUUGAAAGCAUGGAUGAUAUUAACUGCAAUGCCAUUGUAUUAAAUAAUGAGAUUAUAAUAAAACUCCGAAAUUCAGGAGAUCACAUAGUUGUUAAUGGAACAAUAAAGGACUUAAAUUUAUACACAUGUGUGUACAAUCCUGCAGUGCGAUCAAAAACCGUCCAUAACAUUCUUAAACCAUGCAGUAUCAGUGUAGCAGGUUCUGGUUUAGGAAGUCGUCAAGGAUCUCGUCUUGAUCUUUGUGUUACAGAAGUUAUUCUGUGUGUUUCUCCAGCAACCAUUGAACUAUUGAAUAAAAUAUUGGUAACAAUGACUAGUAAGGAAGAUGCUUCAGAAGAUCAAGUAAUUGAAGAGAUUGAUUACUCCAACAUAUGGAACAUAAAAACAUUCCAGCAAGAAGAAUAUUGGUUUUUGAAAACUGAUGAAGCUGUUGAUGCACUUUCAUUUGAAGAAAUCAAAAAUGCAAAUGAGCCAUUCGAUAAUUCAACAACUUUACAAAUACCUAAUGCACAGCAAGAAUUGUGUUUGGUGUCUAUGCCUCGAAUAGUUUUAACCAUUGAAGCUGGAGUGGGCAACCAAACCUUGCCUAUGAUUUUGCUGGAGACCAGUUUCCAGGGUUCUGUGAAGGACUGGAAUUCAAAGUUAAGUGUGGAAAGUACACUAAGUGUACAAAUGUCAUAUUACAAUAGCACUAUUGCGACAUGGGAGCCAGUUAUUGAACUUGUCGAACAACCAAUUUCUAACAAACAAGUAGUCAAUGCAACAAAUUAUCAACCAUGGCAACUAAAACUUCAGGUCCAAAUGAAUCCUCAAGAAGAUGAUGAAGAUAAUUCUAGCGACUUGCAACGACGUCCAGGAAUGAGUAUCAAAGUUUCCAGCUCUGAUAAUUUGGAGUUAACUGUUACCAAGACCGGUUUAGAAGUAUUUUCUACAUUGGGCAAAGCCUUUGGAGAAGCAAUAAAAAGAGAAGGAACUGCUCUUGGAGGACCAAAAGCUCCUUAUGAAAUUAGAAAUGAUACAGGAUUGGAUAUAACAUUGCUCCUAGAAAAUGGACCAUUUGCUGCUCAGAGUGAAACAUCAUCUUACAGCGAGGUCGUCCUGUGCAGCGGAGCUCGAGCUGACUUACGCCUGCGUCCUGAUGCUAAUGGUGAUAUCAAUAUUGACCACAAGUCGACAUCUGUGAUGAAACGAUCAGGGGAAGACAUGUCUGCUUCGGAACAUGAUAAAUACAUCAAAAUUAAGGUUGAUAAAUUGAAUAUAGAGCUUUCUUUGCCUGUUAGUAGAGCAGACUGUCGCUACUUCCCAUUAUCCAGAGGCGAAACUGGUGAUACAUGGGGUUUAAUAUCUGAAGUCCGUGUAGAAGCAGGCAGCACUAUUAUCAUUAUAAGAAGUAUAGUUCAAGUGUAUAAUCAUCUUAUGGGACCAGUAGAUGUAUACUACAUGACCAAACAGGGCAAUCAGGUUGAAUGUGUUGGAACCGUGGAUCCUGAUACAUAUCUUAAUUUGCCUUUGACUUCAGUGUACACCAAUACAAAUGAAAUAUUUUUCAGCAUUCCUGGGUAUUCUUUGUCUGUUAUACCAUUUGUGUGGAAGGAAUUGCAGAGUACUGUUUCUUUAUCCAAAGUUAUGAAAUGCGAAUCGAAAAGCCGAGACGAUCGUGAUUCUUUCUUCAUAAAAGCAGUGGGUGAAUUGAAACAGGUUUAUCAUGAAAAUACAUCACGUCAUACUUUAGCAAGUUCUUGUUACACAAUCCAUUUAAGACCAGGAAUAGUGUUCUACAAUAGACUUCCAUUUGGAGUUAUGAUGUGUACUGGAGGCGCGAGGGAAACUCUGGUUAAACCAGGAGAUUCUCUUCAAUUGCCCAAUGCUGAACCAGGACAUGCUGUUUUUGUCAUGAGGUUGGAUAAUUAUUUGGAGAAAACAUGGUCCUGCCGUCACGAGUUACCCAGUCAACCUAGUGAAUUCCAAGUAUGUUCAUUUGAUUCGCACGAUUCUUCUCAAAAAGUGACUCUUGAUUUGGGAAUGCACACCAGGGAUAAAAAUGGAUCAUUAUCUAUGAUCUUAUAUUGUCCAUUUUGGAUGCUCAACAAAACAGGAUUGGAACUAUCUUAUAGGAAAUCACGAAAAACCGAAAGAAACGAGCUGUCUGGUUCACCUAAUAAGAAUAGCGACGAAUCCGCAAAUGUGCUGUACCAUCCUGCUGAUUACACUGGACCACUUUUGUUUUCGUUCAGACCACGUAACUUCUUCGGUAAGAAAAAGGCGGCAGUUCGAGUUGGUACAGGAAAAUGGUCUGAAAAGUUUUCCUUGGAUGUUGCUGGAUCUUCUGGUGUUGUGUCUUGUCAUUCGGACGAUGGACGAGUUUACCAGAUUGGGGUAACAAAUCAAUUGACUUACAAUAGUUUGACCAAGCAAGUUACAUUUAGUCCGUACUACGUCUUAAUUAAUGAGUCCAGAAUUUUGAUGCAAUGUCAAGAAGCUGAUCGACCUGGCGAUUCUUGGAUACAGGUAAAUGCUGGAGAAUGUCAACCAUUCUGGCCCCGAUCUGAACGUGAAGAUAAACUGCUUUGGAUCAGGUGCGGUACUGAUCCUGAAGUAACUGCACCAUUUAUCUGCAACAAUGUACAAACAACUCUACUGAAGUUGAACAACAAAUAUGGCGGUGUUCAAAUUGAAAUACAAGUGACAGAGGGUUCAGUGUAUAUAACCAUGAUGACAUACGCUCCAGGCAUGGCACCAGCUUUAAUAGUGAAUAAUACUGAUGUUGAGCUCAGCUUUUGGGAGAAGGAAUCGAUUAAUGUCAGACAACUGCCAGCAAAACAUCGAAUGUUCUAUACUUGGGAAAAUCCAGCAGGUCCAAGAAAACUUCUAUUUGAUACUGGCAAGAAAAAUGAUGCUAUUGAACACGAGCUUAUUAAAGAUGACACUGGAUCAUUUACGUUGCCGGACAAUUCGGAAGUCUUUUUCGCGACUUUCCUAUCAGGAAUGCAGCGGACAGUUUUAUUUUCAAGAGAUUUGACGGAAACCAAAACCGGUUUAGAUGCUCAUGGUUUGGAAGCUCGGAUGGACCAGGAAAUAGAACUAGAAGCUCAUGGAGUUGGCUUGUCUUUAGUUGAUGAUUCACCUACUAAGAUGAGGGAAAUUUGCUAUAUUGGAAUUGCCAGUUCUGGUGUCAUUUGGGAGGCCCGCAAAUUGUCAUCUAAGCGGUAUAAACAGCUUUCUAUAGGAGAAUGUGAAAGAAUUGAAGCAGCUUACCAGAAAUAUCAAAAUGAGUUGCAAAUGUAUGGCUCCAGUCCAAAUCCUAAAGUUUACAUUGAUGAUAAAACUGAGAUUGAUUUCAAGGAAAUGAUAGCCAAAGGUCCUCAUUCGCCGCGGCGAUUAAGGCGCACGUAUCGCGCUGGUGCCUGGUUAUGCAUUGGAACUUCAGCUCAUUUGACACACCUUCAUGCUCGUCUGCACAGGUUACAGGCUGAUUGUCAACUACCAGAUGCAGCAUUCCCUGUUGUAUUAGCUCCUGUUGCGCCUCCUAAGAGUUUAGCCGAUAUUGUGCUGAAACCAUUUGCUGAAUUAAGUGUUGUGCAAAGAAACCUAGAACACAGUUCUGUAACACAAUUUAAAUAUUGUCGUCUGUUGGUACAAGAGUUUCAUGUAAAAUUGGACUUAGGUUUUGUCAAUGCUAUUGUAGACAUGUUUCAACCUGAUGAAAUUUCAGAUAAAGAAGCUGCAUCACUAUUUUCCAAAGAUCUUUCUCUAGUGGAACAAUCCCUAAAAUCCUUAGUGGCCAGCCAGUCAUUACAAGAACAAAAAAGUUUUUAUGAUUGUCUGCAUUUCUCACCAUUGAAGAUCCAUGUAAGUUUCUCAAUGUCUGGAAGUGGCAGUAACAGCAGUGGAGGUGGUGGCGGAGGAUUGCCUGAUUUCUUAAGUGUUCUUUUGCAAGGUGUUGGAGUCACUUUGACCGAUAUGCAUGAUGUUGUAUUUAGAUUAUCGUACUUUGAGCGAAAUUACUGUUUCCUAUCUCAAAAGCAGUUGGUUUCCGAGGCAACAAAACAUUACACAGGCCAAGCUGUUAAACAGUUGUAUGUGCUUGUGUUAGGUCUUGAUGUAAUUGGUAAUCCAUUUGGAUUAGUGGUUGGCAUCAGCAAAGGAGUAGAAGAUCUAUUUUAUGAACCAUUCCAGGGAGCUAUACAAGGACCAGGCGAAUUUGCAGAAGGUCUGGUUCUUGGUAUGAGGAGUUUAUUCGGCCACACAGUUGGAGGUGCUGCAGGCGCUUUCUCUCGCAUCACAGGUGCCAUGGGUAAAGGAUUGGCAACUUUAACAUUUGAUAAAGAGUUCCAACGAAAACGCAUGGACCAAAUAAAUAAGAAACCAGCGAAUUUACAAGAAGGAUUAGCCAGGAGUGGCAAAGGAUUAGUUAUGGGCGUUUUCGAUGGUGUAACUGGAGUUGUAACACAACCAUUACAAGGAGCACGUUCAGAAGGAGUUGAAGGAUUCUUCCGCGGAUUAGGACGUGGUGCUGCUGGUUUAGUUGCGCGGCCUACUGCUGGUAUCGUUGAUUUUGCUAGUGGCUCCUUUGAUGCCGUCAAACGUGCUACAGAUAUAUCAGACGAAGUGUCCAGACUCCGUCCUCCGCGUUUGUUGCCGUCUACUACUGGUGGAGGUGGAUCAGUCACAGCUUACAACAGACAUGAGGCUGAUGGCGCUAAGUUGUUGUCUGAUUUAGAAAAAGGACGUUACAUCGCCACUGAUCGUUAUAGGUAUCAUCUGGAGGUCACCAGCAAGGAUACUCUGCUGCUCACUGAUAAAAGAGUUGUUUAUGCUGUUAAGAAUGAACUGUUUGGAGGAUGGCAGGUGGAAUGGUCUUACACCUGGCACGAGAUCAAAACACCUGUAACUGUGGUUCCUCGGGGUGUUCUUUUGUCUAUGUCUGAACCCAAAAAAAAAGUCCUGGGCAUGUUUGGUAAUAAAGAUUCCGGUAAAUUGAUUUUAGUCACUCAACAAGAACUAAAAGAGGAUCUGGUUCGUAAAAUGGAAGCACUCAGGAAAAAUGUUUAA